AUGAAGGAGCAAAACGAUUAAAAACAUUCGGGUCUUGUCUCAAGACAGGCACGUCGUUUCACUCACCACCGCGUUUUAGGACGCGCAAAGGGGAGGAACUUCCAAUCGAGAUGGACAAAGAUUUGGAGUGCUAUGGCAUCGCUGGCUUACAGAUGCGGGGUAUGGGCUUUUGGAAGUAUGUUGUCUAAUUGUGACUUCAGCAAACAAUGAGGCCAGCGUAAACCCCAACCUGAAAGUAUCUGGUUAUGAGAACUUGCAAAACAAAAGUCCCUUGGAAGGAGGUAAGAUGCUCAAGGAACAGUGUGGCAUGUGGGGUGGAUGGACAGUCCUCCUGUUGUGGUCCUUAAACCUUUCAGGAGCUGACUUCACCUGUCCGCUGAAAUGCGUUUGUUACCAAGACACGCUGGAAGCCAAUUGCUCCUCAAAACACCUGACAGGUGUUCCCGAUGGCCUGCCUAAUAACGUCAAACGUCUAGACCUUUCUGGAAACCAACUGAAAACGAUUGCCAGGCGGCAGUUCUCCGGCUUGUCAAAGUUGGAGGACCUGAACCUGGGUGAGAACAUAAUAUCUAUGAUUGAGGUGGAAGCGUUUCAGGGACUAAAGAAUCUAAGAUACUUGAGAAUUAAGAACAACCGUCUCAAGAUCCUCCCAGUCGGGGUUUUCUCUGGCCUCACCAACCUUCGCCGUCUAGAUAUUAGUGAGAAUGAGAUCCUAGUGUUUUUGGAUUUCACCUUCAGAGAAAUGGUUAACUUACAACAGCUUGAUGCUGGUGAGAACGACCUGGUGUUCAUCUCACAACGGGCGUUUGUUGGGUUGCAGGCCCUGAAGGAGCUUAACGUGGACCGUAGCAAUCUGACCUCUAUCCCCACAGAGGCUCUCUCCCAACUGCAGUGCCUGACUAAACUGCGACUUCGCAAACUGACCAUCGGCGUCCUACCUAAUAACGCAUUUCGUGGGCUGAACCAGCUUCGUACCCUGCUGAUCCUUCACUGGCCUUCUCUUGAGACGCUCAACAGUAACAGCCUGGUGGGCCUGAACCUUACAACUUUAACUUUGACCAACUGCAAUCUCAGCGCUGUACCCUAUGCUUCCCUUCGCCAUCUGGUCUAUUUGCAAUACCUGGACCUGUCCUACAACCCCAUCAGCUCAAUACAGGGUAACCUGCUGGGGGAGCUUGUCCGACUGCAAGAGUUGCACCUGGUAGGUGGUAACCUUCUACGCAUCGAAACAGGUGCCUUCAGAGGUCUGGUCCAGUUUCGCCUGCUCAAUGUGUCUUCUAACCGACUGUCUACCCUGGAAGAAGGCGUCUUCCACUCUGUGGGCAUCUUGCAAACAUUACGGCUUGACCGAAACCCAUUGGCUUGUGACUGUAGGCUACUCUGGGUGGUGCGCCGUAGGCGGCGGCUGGACUUCGAUGGUCGCCAACCCACCUGUUCGGUUCCUAAUCAGGUGUACAGGAAGGCAUUCAGAGACUUUUCAGAAGCUGAACUCCCGGUUAUAUUUGUGUGCAGACAGGCACAGAUUUUGAACCGACAGCUGCAGGAUGCAAGCGUGGUGGAAGGCACGAACGUACAGUUUAACUGCAAAGCAGAUGGCUAUCCAUCCCCUUCGGUAACCUGGCUGUCAGCCCAGCAGACUUCGCUUAGCUCUGUCGGGAGAAUACGAGCACUCGCUAAUGGGAGCCUUGAGGUGCGUUACGCUCAAGUGCAAGACAGCGGAACGUAUCUGUGUACCGCAGCUAAUGCAGCCGGUAACGACAGCAUCACCGUGAGCCUUCAAGUGGAAGGUCUUCCGCAAAACCGCACAGCAUCGUAUUUCUCAGACAUGGGAUGGACGGAAACUUCAUUACCUCCCUCCACCAACUCCUCCGCACGAGCAUCAAGCCCUUAUCCCUUCGAUGCGAAAACCCUUAUCAUCGCCACCACCAUGGGCUUUCUGUCUUUUCUCAGCUCCGUGGCAAUUUGUUUCGUGUUUAUGUUCUUCUGGAGUCAGAGCAAAGGUCAAAUCAAACACACUGCCACUAUAGACUUUGUGCCACGGUCGUCCAUGGGUGGAGGUGGAGAUGGUGGAGAUACAGGAAGGUUUACAAUGAAGCUUAUUUGACCUGCAAACAGCAGAAACAAUUAAGGAGUCGAUACUGGAGGCUAGAACGUGUAACUCUCAAACUAGGGCAAGGGCUCAUUAAUGUCACUUUGCCAACAGAGCUUAUAAGAAAAGUGCAAUGCCUUAUGAUACCACAUUUUACAAGUUUUAUAGAUGUGUUAAGACAUAGAUAUGGUAUUUCUCUUUAUUUAAGAUGUCCAGCCAAGUAGCUAUUAUAUCAAAGCAGACGUAAGCAGGUAGUAUUGAGCAACGCCACAGCACAGAGUCCAAAACACAACAGCAGCCCUUCAAAGAGAAGAGCAAUAGUUAACAGAUGUUGAGUGCUUGUAUUCAAGCGUGGUUACUUAAAACCUGUAUAUUAGAUAUCUUAUUAGUUUCUUUAAAAACACCAGUAGUCUUUUAUUUUAUUUGUUUGAAAUAUUGACAAAUGUAAAUAAAGUGUAUGAAGCAUAGUUAUUUGAAUCAAAUUUGGCCAUUAAAUAACUACUGGAUGUUACUGUUGUGUGCCCUCUGCUUUUGUCAUUGCUUAUGUUUUAGGCUCACGGCUCUUAGUAUAAUGAAUAAAAUCACUUUCUUUAUGAGGGUUCUGGCACAGUUAGCCUUUUGAGAUGCUGUAUUUCAUUUCUCUGCCAAAUUUAACCAGCAUGAUGCAGCUGAUUGCAGUGUCAAUGCAGCUAUAGCUAUUGUUGCAUUGCUGUACAAAUCAAUGCGCAAACCACAGUUAAAACACAAUAUAAAAGAUUAAAUGUAUGUUAGCUAAAACAUGAACACAGCUUUUACUGAAAACAUUUACGAAUGUAAAUAAAUAGAAACUUUGAAUGUAUUAUACUGUAUUUGGCUGGAGAUAUUUUACAUUGCUAAGGUUGUCAUUCUUAUGGUUUAGAUUUUACUUUAGAAAAAUUAAGAUUACAGAGAUUUUGGUGGAUUGUUCAGAAAUGCAUUUUUGACAGUGUGUUUUUAUAUAAAUAUAACACUAAGCAAGGUUACAUGCCAGUGACUCACAUGCGUCUCUAUGGCUCUGCACAAAUGUCACUAACACAGAGUACAACACGUGCAUAUUUACCUUAUGCUUUGCUAUACAGUAUAUGUAAUGUACAUAAAUUAUAUUUAUACAUUUUUAAGUUUUUGCUAAUGCAUUUGUAUAUUCUAACAAUUUGCAUAGGGUCAUUAAAGAUCUGAAUGUAAAAUAAAAAAUCUUGCCUGCCUAUUUUUAUGUAAAGUAUGUCAUUUGAAACCGUAUUAAAAAUUCAAGAUAAUUUCUGGGUCCU
Triplophysa dalaica is the source of this 3372-nucleotide messenger RNA. RefSeq names its product leucine rich repeat and Ig domain containing 4b (gene lingo4b). Lineage: Eukaryota; Metazoa; Chordata; Actinopteri; Cypriniformes; Nemacheilidae. The record is from RefSeq and is a predicted model, not a curated record. The transcript is spliced from 3 exons. Gene Ontology annotation, molecular function: protein binding. The coding region runs from base 287 to 2104 and encodes 605 amino acids.